AUGCCCAGCACCUUUAUACCCCAUCAUCUAGUUCACGCUCAUCUUCCCUCACCUCCUUCAGUGCCCAAUGCCAUCCCGGAACUUCGCAUCGUCUCUGAUCAGGCUAUUCCUCUGACCGAUGAGGACUAUGCCGAACCCCUUCAUCCUGAUCACGCCGUUUCGGUGAUACAUGACCAGUCAACCAAUAUCCUAGCGAGAAGCAUUUACAACGGCCAUGUACUUGAAAUGAGAUCACUCAACCCUGUCAUUGGUCAGGCAAGACCUAGAGGAUUAGAUGGAUCAGAGAUAUUGAGGAUAUUCUUCCCUGAACAAUUACGACCUCUAGCUCAAGGAAGUAUCACUAUCUCUCGGAAGGAUAAAAGAUUAUUUAUCACAUUGGUGUCACAAGUGAAUAUCGUAUAUAGACUGAAUUUCCCACUUGGAACGUUCAGACCUGACACUGAAGAUCGAUUUGUCUUCACCACUAAGGGACAGGAUGAUUGGUAUGAAGAAUGGGAAGUACCUGAAGACGUUAUUGUAGCUUGUAAUGGUACAGGAGCAUGGACAGCUUUAGAUGAAAAUACAAUUAUCCUAGGAGGUGGAGAUGGUGGUAUUGUCAAAAUACAUAGAUCUGGUCAUUGGUCUCCAGAUUCUGGACAUUGGACAGCAUCACAUCAUCGAGCUUCAUCCAGACUCCGUUUACCUUCCUUAUUUUCACGUUCUGCAAAUACAGAUGAACAGAUCAUCUCUUUUGCUGACUUCAACAAAUCAGAUCAUAUCCCUUUACUUUACACUCUUUCUCGCGAUCGAAAACUGCGAACAUGGAAUGCUUCUACCGGUGCUUGUUUGAGAACAGUAGAUGUUAGAACAGCUUCGCAAGAAAUGGCUGUAAGAGGGUCUCAAGAAGCUUCCAGUUCAUCUAUAACAGAAGAUGGUUCAGUCAAUAUGAUACGAGUAAUACCUCACCCAUCAAAUUCAUCCCGUUAUUCUCAUUUGGUAAUAGCUUUCGAAUCGACACCAUACAGCAUUUCGUCGGCAGGUUCAUUCGUAAUAUAUCGAGCGACAACAUCAAGUCACAACGUUAGUGAUCUUGCUUUAGUGGGGAACAGAUCAUGCUCGUCUUCAUCUGUCGGUGCUGAAUUAAGAGGAUUUGAAAUCCUUCCGCCUGUCAAAUCAGAUGGUAUAGAUAGUGGGUGGAGGUUAUGGGCCAUAUGGGAUAAGAAAGGUUCGACAUUCUGCGAAAACAUUAUCAUGGACGAUGUCUUCCAGUUCACCACGUAUAUCGGAACAAAUGAUGCGCAAAUACUAUCUGACUGGCAACAAGCAACCUUCAGUAACGGUGUAGAAAAUUUCGACGCAGCAUAUUUCGACAACAUCCUUAGCUCAGAUCCACCGAAUCCUGCUGAUCCCGAAGAUAAUGGCGAUAUACCUGCAGCAUUCAUUCAGCAUCUCUUCCAUCCCGGUCGAUUCUCCCUUCUCACCCUCACUACUGCUCUGGACGAUUAUAUCCAUCAGCUUUCGAGGAAGAAUCAAGCACAACAAGUGGCAACUUCAUAUGCUUCUCUCUCGAAACGUUUUGGUGGUGUGGUUGGAAGUCAAGUUGAAAUGGAGUUUAGUCCGCAAACAGGUGCCCCGGUCGUAGAUGUGUAUAGAAAGAACCUCAAGUUGGAUUGGCUUGGAGUUUGGGCUAACGUUAGGGAUCUUGAUAAACAAGCACGAUGGCCUGUCGGUGCCACUCUUCUCAAUGACGAUAUACUCGUCCUGGCUCGAGAGGGUAUUUCAGCACCUAUACCUGAUGAUGCAGUCGGACUGGUUGAUCGACUCGGCAAGUCUGACGCUGACCCAAAUCAAUUCCUUCAAUUGAGUGAAGGUGCUAUACGGAAAUUGUACCCAACUCUCGCUCCUCCAAAAGCCCGAGCUUCAGCUAUCGCGAUCUCCAUGUCCGGGACCUACAUCAGCAAUGUUCUCAAAGGUCAUGACGCGGCAGAAGGUACCGGCACUGCCUUAGACGAUUUCCUCCAUGUUACUGCGGAGAGGCUGGCUACCAACACGCAUGAGCCACCCGAAGUCAUUGCUGGAGGUAUCUGGGAUGACCACGUGGAGGAGCUACUAAGUGAGGAGGAUCGUGCUUCCGUCAGACGUAUCUUAUCCGAGAGUGCCUCGACAACUAGAGCAUUGAAUGAAUCCCUCGAACUCCUCGAACAACCGUCAUUCCCUAUAACAUCGCCUAAGCUUGGAGAACUGAAAUGGUCUGGAUCAGGGAAUGCUCUUCUCACCGCAACCAUAGACCAAAACAUAGAGUAUAGAUUCUCACUUUCGCGCAAUGUCCUUCUGAUCUCCUUCUUCCAUUUGUUCGAGUCCCGAGAUCCUUCAUACGAAGAUGACGAAGGUGAAGAGCUCAUCGAAAUUCUUGCACGAGCGAUGGCCACUUUUCACCGUUAUAAAGUAUUGAAAUGGGUGGCAGAUCAAACGGGGGAAGAAGCUAGGGAAAGAAACAAACUUCGACGCACAAAUAAACGGAAAGUAAAUGGUGGAGAUGACGUCUUGGCUGAAGGUUUAGGAAGUUUGAAAAUGCGGGAAGGCGAUGAAGACUUUGGAUUGGAUUCAGAUGCCUUUGACGUGGGAUAUUCUCUUCUUCAUUCUUUACUCGCAAGACAAUCACCUCAACCAGUGACGACCGGUACAUUGAAUCGACUACUGGAAACUGCCAUUGGAUUCGUAUCCGAAAUCGAUCUUAUAUCACCCGGACAAACAGACGUAGGCGCUCAAAUGUCUGAUAUCCAACUUGCCUACAGAAUACUGGUAGAUGGACAUGCUCAACUCGCUGGAGCGUUCACGGACUUGUACCCUCUAUCAUCCGGAAUCUCAUAUGUAAAAGGAAGAGCCUAUCUGGAAUGUGGUAUGAUAGAAGAAGCGGUGAAAUAUCUGGAAAAAGCUGCCGCCGGUUGCAAAGAUGGAUCUCUUGAACCUAUACUAGCUUCGACUUCAGGAUCCAACGGAUUGAGCGAAUACUACCGUCACAUCUGCCGAGUUUUCGAUGAGCAAGGUGCAGAUCAGCCUGUAGUAUACUUUGGUCAGCUAGCCAUACAGUCAAAUAGAGGCGACAUCGCUUCGACCAAAGACUUGUGGACAAAAGUAUUCCUUGCCAGUAUCGCUCUCGGAAGGUACGAGGAUGCGUACUCUAUACUGACAAGUCUCCCAUUUAUGGAUCUCAAACGAGACUUCCUCGGCCAACUCAUUUCGGUUAUGUGCGAGAAUAAUGAAGUUGGAAGGCUUAAUUCUUUGGGCUUCAUUGGAUUCCAGAAAGACGUGGAGGAAAUGCUUCGAUUUAAAGCUAGAAACUCGGAUCCGCUCCGAUUCCCUAAUUAUUACAAAGUGCUAUAUUCGUGGCAUAUUGCUAGAGGAGAUUAUCGGAGUGCCGGCGAGAUCAUGUAUUUGCAAGGUAGACGAUUUUCAGAAGGCAGUAGCUCGAAAAUACCAGCAUUUGAAUUAUCUGCUAUGCAAGCUCGGAGUUAUCUUGCCGCUAUAAACGCUCUCUCGUUAGUAGAAAAACGCAAUGCCUGGGUAUCUGUACCAGGUGCACCAAGUAAAGCGUUAAGAGGUAUCAAGCGAAGAAAGGUUUCGUCUUAUAUCCCGGAAGAAAAAUUCACCAAAGAGAAAAGACCAGUCGAUAUCAUUUCACUGGCUGAUAUCGAAAUGGAGUAUACUCUUGUCCUGUCGCAAUUGAAGUUGUCCAGUCACAUCCCUAACUUGCAUGAACAUGGUAUCACUGUCUCUCCGGAAGAAGUAGUUGGACUUUUCAUUCAGAGAGGGAUGUUCGAUAUUGCCCAAUCAGCAGCGGCAUCACUGCAAGUGGACAUGACAGAUCUCUUUCAAGCUCUAGCAGGUAGAUGUGUUGAAUUAUCCCGCUUAUCAGCACAUAACGGUGAUUUCUCCGCUGCUACUUUCCUCCAAUCAUCACCGAUCACUGCGAGACUUCGAGGUUCACCCUCCGCAUUAUCUAUGAAAUACCUACAAUCGGCAUUAAAUCGGCACGAUUCCGCCAAAACGAAUUGGAAAUAUAGACAAGUGGUGGCAGAUACGUUAUUUGAGAUGAACAAGGAUAAGAAGAAAGGAUGGCAAAUGCCAGUUUGGUUGUCACAGUGGGAAAUGGAUAGAGAUCCGGAAUUAUGGAUUGGAAAAGCCUUGAAAUUCGGUUGGAUAGAAGAAGCAUUAUCAUGGACAAUAGACUUGUUGCGAAAAGCCACACCACCUGAAUUACUUCCACCUGGCAAAUCAGACUCAACAUACAUACCGUACAACCUUAUUGAUAGAGUAUUAGCAGCGGCACAAGAAGGAGAUGAAAAGGAGGAGAAGAAUGUACAACAAAAGGCUAAGGUCGUAGAGGAAGAAACACAAAGACGACUGCAAGCAUUAAAAGGGAUUAAGGGAUAG
Messenger RNA from Kwoniella shivajii, 4413 nucleotides. RefSeq lists its product as uncharacterized. Bases 1 to 4413 code for a protein of 1470 amino acids. Gene Ontology annotation, cellular component: nuclear pore. Gene Ontology annotation, molecular function: structural constituent of nuclear pore. The transcript is spliced from 9 exons. NCBI's taxonomy places the organism in Eukaryota, Fungi, Basidiomycota, Tremellomycetes, Tremellales, Cryptococcaceae. The record is from RefSeq and is a predicted model, not a curated record.